Messenger RNA from Tetrahymena thermophila SB210, 3390 nucleotides. RefSeq lists its product as hypothetical. NCBI's taxonomy places the organism in Eukaryota, Ciliophora, Oligohymenophorea, Hymenostomatida, Tetrahymenidae. The transcript has 5 exons. The record is from RefSeq and is a predicted model, not a curated record.
AUGAGUAUUUCUUAAAUUGACUCAAAUAUUGUUCAUAGCAUUGAUAGAAUAAGAUAAAUCAUUAUUGAUUUAGAUGAAAACAUUUAAGACAAAUAUAAUGAAUAUUAUCCUUAAUCAGAUCCUACUUUACAAGCCUUUUAAAAUUUAGAUGUUGAUGGAUUUACAGAUUAUAAAAAUUAAAUAAUACCUAAUAUAAAGUUUUAUGAUACAUUUAUUAAAGAUAUUCAUAAUAUUUUAGAUGUUUAUAACUUGUGUUCUAGCUCAUUUGCUUAACAAUUAGAUAAAAUAGGUAUUUAAUAGAUAUAAAUGUUUUGCAAGUAGCUUAUGCUGUCUCAUCGUAAGAGUAUGAUUUUUGCUUUAAGAGUUGUUUGUUCUCACUACAAAGUUCCAUAAGUAGUAGAUGAACGCAAAUUUAAAAUACCUACUUAUGAAAUUGAAAAAGAAAUUGUUAAAGAAGCAAAUGCUAAAAAAUACAAUUAUAAAAAAGUUAAAAUAUAGAAAGGAACAGUUGACAAAGAUUUAGUUGAAUUAAUUAAAAAGCAUUUAAUUGAUAAACCAGAACUAGUUCCUGAAUCUUUGAAAGCUAAACUAGGCUAAAUAUAUGAUCCUCUUCUUAAAGAAUACAGAGAAGCAGAGUAAGUGAUGAACGAAACCUUAUUAAACAAAAACAAGUUCUUGAAUUUACAGCCUUCUAAUUGCGGAAAUUUUGUUAGCAAUACACUAAAAUAAAUAGAAGGAACUACUAUGUCUUUUUACAAUUUUGAAUAAAUCACAUUAAAGGGAAAUAAAAAUAGAGAAGAACUCAAUUCCCUUACUAAUGAAUUUUACAGUAAUAUGAUUAUGGAAGAGUUGAGUAAAGAAAUUAAGGAUAAUUUCGAGGAAAGUGCGAGGAAAAGAAUGCAAGCUGUUAUUCUUUAGGUUAUAUAAUUUUUAAGAAAAUAAAAUUAGAUUGAACUACCUUCAAUUUAGUGUUAAACUGAAUUAACAAUGGAAGAUAUUGAUAAAUAAAUUUAAGAUGCAGAAAAAGAAGCAAGAGCUUGCAGAUGGGAGUUAGAAGCUAUUAAGAGUAAUAUUAGGACUUUAUCAUUAAAAAAUGAAGAGCUACAAAGAGAUUUAGAUUUUAAAAAUAAAAAGAUUUAAGAAUAAAAUUAACAAAUAAUUGACCACAUCUCUAGUAUAGAGAAGCUAAAAAACGAAAUAACAUAAUUAGAUAUUCAAUAUGAAUUGAAGUUUAAAAAAAGAGCUCAAGAAUUAGAAUAAAAGCAAAAGUAAUUUGAAAUUGACUUUAAAAAUUAGGAAAAUGCUUAGAAUAAAGCUUAAAAAAAGACAUAUGCCCAUAGUUUUACUCAAACUGGGAAAGUUGUCUUUAGCAAUGGGGAAAACAAUCAUAUUUAUGCUUCGCAAAAACACUACACUUAAUUUAAAAGAAGAUAUAGUCAUGAUCUGCAGCUCGAAGGAAGAGUAGAUUACUUUUAUUUGCUUUAAAGGAUAAAAGAUGACUUAGAAAAACAUCCUAUGAAACGUAAAAAAUUAAAUAUACCUUAAGAUGUUAAUUUGAGAACAGAAAAUAGAGCAUUCACUAAAAUGUAAAAACAACUGCAAAUUCUGUAAAAAAUUAAAGAGGAAGAAUAAGAAAUUCUUAAUUUGAGAUAAUAACAACAAGUACUUCCUUAAAUUUCAAAUCAAUAAAUACAAGAAAUCAAAAAUGCUAAUAAUGCUUCUAUAAAAAAACAAAAAGAAGUGAAAGAUUUACAAGUUAAGGGAACUAGUUCUCAAUUAAUACCUUAAGAUUAAUUAGAAUAUUUACUUAAUUAAUAUAAGUAAACAAAAUCUACUCUUUAAAGUUAGUAAAACUAAUAAAUGCAAACUGAUUAAAUUGAAUCUCACUUAGCUACAGAGGAAAACAGCUCUAAAAUUAAAUAAACUUCUGCUGAAAACUUGACACCUUCAAAGUUUGAGUAAAGUUCAUAAUUAAAAUAAAAAAUUCAAAAUACUACAAACGCAGAAUAAUAAACUGGCAGUAAUACAAAAGAGGUUUUUAGAUAUAUCGAGGAGUUAAAAAAAAGUUAAGGAGAACUCUUUAAAAACUUUUCAUAAGAAUAAAUAGAUGAAAUUGAGUAGUUUAUUAUCAGUAAAGAAUUAGGAGUUAAUCACACAAAAGCAAUACCAUAAAAUGGAAUAUCUUAUGUAGUAGAUUAAAAUGGAAACAUAUAAGAGCAAUCUGCAUAAGAUAUUUAGCUUUUAUUUGAUGAAUACAAUAAAUUAAAACCUUUCUAGGAGCUUAUAUAAUAGCUUUAAUGGAUAUCAAGUGAAGGUGAGAGAGCCUAUGUAAUUGGAAUAUUAAAUAACUAUAUAUGCAAGUUGCUGAGAAGAAGAAGACAGAUAAGUAAGAGAUCGUAAGCUUUUGAAUACAAUGAUAAAUCUUUAUCACCUUAAUCGUUUAGUUUAUCUCCCGAAUAAUAAUCAACAAAAAAAAACACUUCUUUCGGAAGAUUAAAAACUGACACCAUUUAUAACGAAGAAUCAGAAAAAAAAGAUGGAUUUUAGUCAUAUAAACAAUUUUAAGAUAGAUUGAAAAAUCAUCAAGCAAAUUUAUCAAUAAAAAAGAAUAGAUAAAGAAGCUGCUAUUCAUUUAAUAGUCCUUCAAGUGUCACUGUUUAUUACAAAAAUUUGAAUGAAGCAUCUGGUAAUUAUGAAAGAUUCUUAAAAGACCAUCAUUAAAGUGAUUAUAAUUAAUCUCCAAACAAAUAGAAAACUCCAAGAGACAAUUAAAGCAAAGAACAAAAUUCAUAACAAAAUGAUUUUAAUUCAACUGAAUAAAAGGUUAGAAUGAAAAGAUAAUACAGCAUAGACAGAUGUGAAAAUUUAAAUCUUCCAGCUUUAAAUAUCAUAUAAAAAGCUUAAGAACAUUUACAAUAAUUUUAAUAGUCAGUUGUUCUUUAAAAUUGUAAAAAAAUCCACAAUCGUAUUUUAAUACAAAAAAAGCUUAAGCUUCAUGAUGAUCUUUCAAAAUCAAAAAGCUAAAAAGCAAUAAAAUCAUAAAUAUCAAUAGCUCCUCUUAACGAAGAAGAAUAAUAAAAUUUUGUUGAUUUUAAUGAUGAAAAUUACUACUAAGUAUAUAAACAGUUAACCUUCAGCCAUGAAUUAAUGCUAGAAUGUGUAUAGAUCUUUUAAAAUAGUAAUAAAGGGUAAUAAAAUAACUUUACAAAUGACUAAGCAAAGCAAUUGCUUAAAUAGAGUAAAUAUCCAUUCUAGUCUAUAUAACAAACUAGGGCUAUGGGAGUAAAUAAUUUUGAUGCUACGUUUACUAUUUGGAAAAAUUAAUUUUAAUAAUUACCAAACCAACUAAAAUCCUAUAUAUUGAAAAAGACAAAGUAGGUCAAAAAAUGA